Sardina pilchardus (European sardine) is the source of this 1982-nucleotide messenger RNA. It is a transcript of the gene adipor1b, whose product is annotated as adiponectin receptor 1b. Gene Ontology annotation, cellular component: plasma membrane. The transcript has 8 exons. The record is from RefSeq and is a predicted model, not a curated record. Bases 191 to 1396 code for a protein of 401 amino acids. Gene Ontology annotation, biological process: adiponectin-activated signaling pathway. Gene Ontology annotation, molecular function: signaling receptor activity. Lineage: Eukaryota; Metazoa; Chordata; Actinopteri; Clupeiformes; Clupeidae.
CGCGAGUCCCUCCCUGCUGAUUGUUUACCAGCUGCUUCAUGGGUGCGAGGAGGAUCGGAGGAGGGCUCAUAUUUUGCUGUCAUUCUCCCGGUGAUUCGCAGGCUGAACCGCUAGGCUACUCGCCAAGGUAUAACGCAAGCUCUGCUCCUAGGUGUGUGUAAGCAGGCUUGGCGGUGGGGCCGAUCUCCCCAUGACGGCCCGCGGCCAUGCCUCGAGUAAUGCAGCCCACCGAACGUUCUUGGAGGAAGAACCAGAACACCAGGGCCCGGUUCUAAGCAAGAACCCGCUCGGCCACAGGGCUUGGCCCAGAGACCCUCCGGAACCAGAGCUGAUGGAGCCAGAACCAGACCCAGAGCUGGCCGAGCUGGGACCCCUUCUGGGGGCAGCGUCUCUCGGGUCCAGCCCCCGCGGUGCAUCAGCAUUCCCUGAGGAUGAGGAGGAGGUGGACGAGGAGGGGGCGCACGUGAUCACGCUCCCGCUGCAGGCGCACCAUGCCAUGGAGAAGAUGGAGGAGUUCGUGCACAAGAUGUGGGAGGGGCGCUGGCGCGUGAUCCCGUACCAGCUGCUGCCGGAGUGGCUGAAGGAUAACGACUACCUGCUGCACGGCCACCGGCCCCCCAUGCCCUCCUUCAAGGCCUGCUUCGGCUCCAUCUUCAGGAUCCACACCGAGACCGGCAACAUCUGGACACACAUGCUGGGUCUGAUCCUGUUCAUCUGCCUGGGCACCCUGACAAUGCUGCGGCCCAACGUGUACUUCAUGGCUCCGCUGCAGGAGAAGGUGGUGUUCGGCAUGUUCUUCCUGGGAGCCGUGCUCUGCCUCGGCUUCUCCUGGAUCUUCCACACCGUCUACUGCCACUCCGAGAAAGUCUCGCGCACCUUCUCCAAGUUGGACUACUCUGGCAUAGCGCUGCUGAUCAUGGGUUCCUUUGUCCCGUGGCUGUACUACUCGUUCUACUGCUCGCCCCAGCCGCGCCUCAUCUACCUCUCCGUGGUGUGUGUGCUCGGCAUCGCCGCCAUCAUCGUGGCCCAGUGGGACCGCUUCGCCACGCCACAGCACCGCCACACCAGAGCAGGCGUGUUCAUGGGCCUGGGCUUGAGCGGCAUAGUACCCACGAUGCACUUCACCAUUGCGGAGGGCUUUGUGAAGGCGAUCACGGAGGGCCAGAUGGGCUGGUUCUAUCUGAUGGGCGCCAUGUACAUCACCGGCGCCGGCCUGUACGCCGCGCGCAUCCCCGAGCGCUACUUCCCCGGCAAGUGCGACAUCUGGUUCCAGUCCCAUCAGAUCUUCCACGUGCUGGUGGUGGCGGCCGCCUUCAUCCACUUCUACGGCGUGUCCAACCUGCAGGAGUUCCGCUACGGCCUGAGUGGGGGCUGCACGGACGACUCCCUGCUCUGACCGCUCAACAACAGCAGCACUUCCUGCUUCCUGCUUCCUUCUCCCACCACACCUCACUUUCUGUCAUGUUACCAUGGAGAUGGUGCCACCCUGAUCACCUCACCCAGCCAGUGCCCUACACACUCUGACAAGAUUCACAAGGGAAAUAAGUGUGUGUGCGUGCGUCUGUGUGUACGUGAGUGUAUGUCUGUACAUGUGUGCAUGUGUGUGUGUUCGAUGUGAACGUGUGUGUGUGUGUGUGUGUGUGUGUGUGUGUGUGUGUGUGUGUGUGUGUGUGUGUGUGUGUGUGUGUGUGUGUGUGUGUGUGUGUACAUGUGUGCGUGAGUGUAUGUGUGUACAUGUGAGUGUGUGUGUGUGUGUGUGUGUGUGUGUGUGUGUGUGUGUGUGUGUGUGUGUGUGUGUGUGUGUGUGUGUGUGUUAACUGUCAACCCUCUGAGGAACCUCAGAAAGCUUCACUUCUGUUUGAUGAGAGUGUAUUAUGUCUUUGACAGAACAAUUACAAGAAACACUGAAUCAUUCAAACUCUGUAAUUGAGAUACUUGAAGUGCUCAGUAUAUUCAUAUAAACAGAUGACAUGUUCUCUCUA